UUAAAGAUGGCGUCCGCAACAAGCAUGGCUGACAUUACUACCUACAUGUGUUCGUACUGAUGGUUGUAUGACGAGCGUGUAGGUCAGGAGUGCAUUGUACGGUGUUACCAUGAUAUAUAAUAUUCAUACUCACCGGUCGUGACAGCAUGGGGUGUGCGAACAGUCAACUGCCGGCCCCGCGGGAAAAUCCCGGGGGGUCAGUUCCUACACGAGAGGGUACUGACAAACAGAGACAGAAGCAACGGGCCCUGACGGACCUGCUGAGGGGGAACAUGUCCCUGGAGUGUCCCUCCACUGCCAAGAUCGUCCGCAUCUUCACCAGCAGCACCUUUACAGACACCCGGCACGAGCGGAAUGCCCUGAUGGAGCGGGUGUACCCGGUUCUGAAGGAAAUGUGCCAACAGCAGGGGUACGAGUUCCAGGUGGUGGACAUGAGAUGGGGGGUGAGGGAUGAGGCCACGGACGACCACAUGGGGCCAGAGCUCUGUCUGAGAGAAGUCGACCUGUGCAGGAAGCUGUCCACGGGGCCGUGUUUUGUCACGUUCCUGUCACACAAAUAUGGCUACCGCAACAUCCCGAGGGAGAUAGAAGCUACUGAGUUCGAGAAGCUCCUGGCGAAGGUUCCGACCGAAGAGGCCGUGUCCUUACUGAAGAGAUGGUUCGAGAAGGAUGAGAACAAGGUUCCGCCCAUCUAUGUCCUGCAGCCAAUCAGCUCCAUGCUUCCAGACUUCCGAGCCAAUGAUCAGAGCCGUAAGAACAGCGCCAAGUCUGAAUGGUCUCAUCAGAACACGGUGAUGCAGUCGGCGCUGGCGGAUGCAGCCGAACACACCCUGGACGCAGACAGAGCUCAGCGUUACGCGGAGUCAGUGACGGAGUCGGAGAUUUGUCGAGCGAUGAACUCCAACAUGGACGUGUCGAGCCAGUGCAUCUGGUUUGACAGAAAAAUACAGGACAUCGACAGUCAGGACACCAGCUACCUACUCAGCAGAUACAAAGAGUGCCUCGGCCCAGAGGAACGUGACCGGGAAUCACGACAACGUCUCGCCCAGCUAAGGGAGAGUACUCUAGGCAAGCAGCUGCCGGAGCAGAACAUCCUCACCUACAACAUCAUGUGGCAUCCUAACGGUAUUGACCCCGGCGCGGUGAGGGAGCACGGAGAGUACAUCGACCGGUUGUGUGAAGACUUCCGGUACAAGGUGUCCGCCAUGAUCAGCCAGGCCAUCCAGACCAGGCAGGACACCUACCUCAGCAGCCCGGUGUUCGACGAGGUCGUGCAGCACACGGUGUUCUGCCAGGAGAAGUGUCGGGCGUUCCAGGGCAGGACACAGACGCUUCAGGAAAUCCGAAGUUACCUGGUUGGUUCCAGUCGACAACCCUUCAUCCUCCACGGCCCCUCCGGGAGCGGCAAAACCUCCAUCAUGGCCACAGCAGCCACCACUGCUUGGGAAACACUCAAGUCUAAAGCUGCAAUCAUUACCAGGUUCAUCGGCACGACCCCCGACAGCUCCAACAUCGGCAGCCUCCUCAUCAGCAUCAUCACACAGCUCGGGGAGGUGUACCCAUUCGACACGUCCAAUCUCCCUCCGACAAUUAAGGAGCUGCGAGAGUUCUUCAAGUCAACAUUGUCCAGAGCAACAACGGAGACCCCGCUCGUCCUCUUCUUGGAUUCUUUGGACCAGCUGGACACUUCCGGUGAUGCCAGGCAGUUGCUAUGGAUACCACGGGAACUUCCGGUUAAUGUGAAGGUAGUUUUAUCAACACUACCGGAAGAGAAAUAUGAAAUUCUACCACGGUUAAAGGCGCUCUUUCCUUGUACGUGUAACUAUGCAGAAGUGCCCACUCUUGCCCUGACUGAAGUGACCAGCAUAGUGGACACAUGGCUUGAACAAGCAGGACGAAGAUUGACCACUGGUCAGAGACACACAGUAGAGGAGGCCUUCAACAGGUGCCCGCUACCCCUCUUCCUGAAACUGUCGUUUGACCAGACGCUCAAGUGGCGCUCCUACUCCCCCAGCGACACUACCGUCCUUCAGGACACCGUGAGGGGCUGCAUCAACACCCUUUUUCAGAGGAUUGAAGAAAUGCACGGGAAGAUCCUCGUUGAGCGAGCCCUCGCCUAUCUUACACUCAGCAGAUCUGGCCUAUCAGAGACCGAGCUGGAGGACAUCCUGUCAUGUGACGAUGACGUCCUCAGUGACGUGUACAUGUACUGGACUCCGCCUAUCAGACGACUUCCGCCUCUGCUCCUAGUGAGGGUCAAGGCCGAACUCGGGCCGUAUCUGGUUGACCGAGGGGCUGAUGGCGUCAGGGUGUUCUACUGGUAUCACCGACAGUUCAUCGAGGCGGCAACCGACAGGUAUUGCUGGGACUCUCAAGCUGUUGCUCACUUGCAUCGCUCCCUGGGAGAGUUCUUCUCGGGAGUAUGGUCAAAUGGAAAAACAAAACCGUACACAGAUUCAAGAGGUCAAUCCGGAAAUGCUGACCGUCACGUUACCUCACAGCCUGUUAAAUAUGGUACGAACUUUAACCGCCGGAAGUUAAACAACCUACCGUAUCACCGCCAGAGGGCGGGUCAGAGCGAGCUCCUCAUGGACGAAUGUCUGUGUAACCUGGAGUUUGUGUCGGCCAAGUUGAAGUCAGAGGGACUGAGACAAGUGACAGACGACUACCUCGACGCCACGUCCCACUUUCCAGAUAUUCAACCUCUCAAGACGCUUUCAGAAGCCAUACACCUGUCCCAGGGUGCACUGGUCACCAGUCCUGACGAACUUCCUGCUCAGCUCAUCAGCAGGAUCAAGGACAGAAAAGGUCUGGAGGAUUUCGUCGCCCAGUGUCACGCCUCCCCCACCCCCUUCCUGCUCCCCUCCCAACGUAUUGUGACCCUGACGGGUGGGGCACUCCUCCACUCCCCAGCGGAACACACCCAGGAGAUCACGGGACUUGACCUCACCAGGGAUGGGAAACUUGCUGUCACGUGUGGAAUGGAUAACUCCGUGAAGACGUGGGACGUCGGUACCGGCAAACUCCUCCGUUCUAUAGACGACACAGGCCCACAGUCUAACAGGGUCUACACAGCCUGUGCCGACACGCUCGUCAUCGUUGUCACCAGCAACAACAUCCGGGCCUUCGACCUCCACUCGGGAGUGGAAGCGUACACGCUCUCCAAUUACAUGGCAAACUCAGGCUUCUGUCUGGCCGGAAAGGACAAGACCGCCAUGUUUGUGUUUCUCGAGAAGAACGUUCAGAUAUAUUCAGCUGCUGAUGGGGCGUUCGUGGGAACGGCGUCUAAUGCGCAUGUGCAGGAAGAUGAGAGCAUGGGAAGCUCAUCUGCUGUAGCAGGAUGUGAGGACUUUGUGGCAAUAUCUGAAGGUAACCAUGGAAACAAGAUGUACAUCUUCAACGUCAGUGAUUCAGCCUUCCUGUCAACGGUGAUAGCGUUACCUGUCUCCGAGGCUAAUAUGAAGGAUAUUAUCAGUUGUGCGGCUUUCUCAGCGGACCGGAAACGCGUUAUUAUCGGCGCGGGCCAAUCACUUCAUCAUAUGUUCUUUGAUAUCCACACUGGUGAUUUAGUUCGUACAUUGCCCGGACAGAAGCACGACCGUAUGUCAGCAUUCCUCCACGCCACCCCCGACGGCAACUACCUCAUCUCCUCCAACUGGAACAACGUGGUCAUCUGGGAUCUACAAAAGUCAGAACGCCAUAUUGUUCUCCAACAUAUCCACAGGUCAAUUGUCAACGCGUUGACAGUGGAUAUGCGCAUCUUCGUGACGGCCACCAAUGACCUGAUGCUCAGGAUCUGGGACCUGACCCGAGAUGACUCUCAGGGCCUUGGUGCCCUGCUUGCAGAACAACAACCCCUGAAGACUGACGUCACAAGUGGUGCCCCGUCGUCCGAGUACUUUGUCCUCAAAUCCAUGUACGCGAUGGACAGCCCGCGGUUCCUCCUGCUUCACGGGUCAUUCCAAAUCAAGGGCGUGGCCAAGGAGUACAUCCGGGUGUAUGACGUCACAACCGCCACCGUACUCAGACAGGUCAAACUGCAAAAAUCAGAUCAGCUGAUCGUUCCCUACGGCGAUCACUCAAUACUUGUGGGGUCAUGGGACAGAACGGCAAAUGUCCUUGACCUUGUGACCUUGACCUUCAUCAAACAGUUACAGGGCUAUUUACCGAAAAUGGCUACCUCGCCGAACGACAUCCGAGUAAUUGCUUGUGACAAAGUUGCGACGCCAACAAAAGCACGGCGGAACAUCAAAGUGUAUUCCUUGGCUACAGGUCGCGUGACGUCAGUGAUGAAGGCGGGUCAGUCAGAGCGUAUAUCAGGACUGCAGCUCAGUACUGACGAGGUUACGUUACUGGCCAGCACAACUAAAGGCCCGCUACUUGUGUUUAACACAAACACGUGCUGCUUCUUGUGUUCUGUCAACACAACCUUAGUGUCUCUGAAGAACGUGGUUGAUGUCAGAAUGACGUCAGACAACUUCCUGUUGUUCAAGUCGGAUGUAGGCGAUAAACACUCCAUCGUUGUUUUGGACAUGGCGAAAAAGACAGAGCACUGUCGUCUGCGCACUCAACCAGGUCAUGGCGCGGUACGUAGAUUCGAUGUUGUGGCCGAUGACACUGCUGUCGUUGUCACCGACGCGCACCUACACGUCUUCAGCAUUUCGACAGGAGAACAGUUGGACUGUGUUCACAGCCGACACGGCACGUCACGAAUCUGUUGCCGUGACGGCAGUCCCUACUUCACCACCUUCAACAACGACAUCGACGACAACGCAGUGAAACUUUGGCAAACAUCACCAGUGAAGUGUGUGGCUUCGUUUACGCCGGAUAUCCGGCCACGUGAGAUAUUUUUGUCCCGGGAUGGCCGCACCCUCCUUGGUUACUUUAACACCACCCCCUACCCCGUGUUGUGGACGCUACGGGGCAGGGAUAUCUCACCUGGGGGUGAGGCCGGAGACACAGGACAACUGCCCAACCCGUACGGCAUUGAGUAUUUGGAAGCAGAUCUCAGCAGCCCUCGCGAACAGCUGCCAGAGGACCGAGAAGACCCGGACAGUGACGAAGACGUGGCCACGUGAUCAGUAAUGAUGCUGUAUAUAUCACAUAUGUGCCAAAUAUGGACAUACCUCAUACAUACCAAGCAGUGAAUCGGGAUAGUGACAAUGAUAUGGAAAUUACGCAAUCAUCGGACAUAUGUUAUUUUAUUGGCCUUGUUAAAAGAAAGCGACUCUAACCUUGAGGCAUCAAUACAUCUCCAAUAUCCAAGGGGGCACGGGUGGCUCAGUCGUCUAAGGCGCCCUGAUUUGCUGUGCAGAGUUGCGUCCCUUGGGCACACCAGAAACCUAUGAUUGUGGGUUCGAAUCCCGGUUCGCCCCAGUUAUGUUUCUAG
Molecule: messenger RNA, 5389 nt
Organism: Haliotis rufescens (red abalone)
Lineage: Eukaryota; Metazoa; Mollusca; Gastropoda; Lepetellida; Haliotidae
Product: NACHT and WD repeat domain-containing protein 2-like
Exons: 27
Coding region: 147-5078 (1643 amino acids)
Molecular function (GO): protein binding
Source: RefSeq, a predicted model, not a curated record